CAUUUAAUGUUGUAUCAACAACAACACUUAAAUUAUCAAAUAGUGGCAAUGAACGACUUGCUUAUAAAAUAAAAACAACAGCUCCGAAGCGUUAUUGUGUUAAACCAAAUAGUGGUUUUCUUGAACCACAUGGCACAGCAAAUAUUCAAGUUAUGUUACAACCACAUACAUCAGGUCAAGACGAUGAUCGUAGUAAACAUAAAUUUAUGGUACAAUGGGUUGAUGUACCAAAUAGUUAUUCGGAUGAUGUAGAAAAUUUUUGGAAGCAAGAUUUAUCAAAACUUAACGUACAUGAUUCAAAAUUAAAAUGUAUUUUUAAUGAUGACCAACCAGCUGCUGUUGUACCAAAUGAUUCAUAUGGACAUAAAGAUAUUGAAACAACAUCAACACGUCCUACUCAAUCGACAAAUGCUGUUGAUAAUCGUCCUCAACAACAAACUAAUAAAAAUGAACAACCAACAUCAGCAAGUUUAAAUCAACGAUCAGUUACGAAUACAUCACGAGAUACAAAUCCUUUGCAAAAUCAACAUCAAGAUCGUCAACAGGAUGUUAGUGAUGAUUCAAAUAAAUUACGUCUUAAACAAGAACUUGAUCGUUUGAAAGACGAAAAUGAAAACUUAAAAGAAAAACUUAAACAACAAGAAUUACGACAAAGAAGUACAGGUAGUGAUCGUAUUGAUAAUCCAGUUAUUGAUCGAUAUAAAUCAAAUCAACAACAACAACAAAAAGGCCUUGUACUCUUUGGUAUUGCUUUAAAUGAACAACUCGUUCUUGUGGCUUUUGUUAUUGCACUAUUAUUCGGUUUUUCACUCGGUUAUUUUCUUUUUUCUUGUGGUAACUAG
Messenger RNA from Rotaria sordida, 842 nucleotides. The record is from the annotation of a GenBank genome assembly. NCBI's taxonomy places the organism in Eukaryota, Metazoa, Rotifera, Eurotatoria, Philodinida, Philodinidae.